UCGGCAGCAUGCGGAAUGCCGUAACGUUUGUGCGCGUCCGAUCUAACGCGAUGCAACGGCGGUGCAAUAUUGUCGUUCUGCUGGGCACAAUCGUUACGCUAGCCCUGUUGGUGGUAUACUACAUGUACGAUGUUGGAGUGACGGUCUCGCGCAAGGGUCCUGGUUAUCCCAAGCAGGAAGGACACGUUGAAAACAUUGGUGAUGGUUUAAGUAUCGAGAAAACUACUCAGCAAGGUCCGCUUGAGAGAGCUGAUGAGUUUUUGUUCUCCUACACAACACUUGGGCUGGAUCCUCGGUUUCCUCCGCCACCAGGAGAUAUGGGUAACGCGGUUGUUGUGGACAUCUCCGACAAUCAGAUAGCCGCCAUGAUCAACGAAGGCAUGAAAGCUCAAGGCUUCAAUCAGUACUCCUCGGACCUGAUGUCUGUGCGUCGCAGGUUACCCGAGAUUCGUGAUCCCUGGUGUGCUCAGCCGAAUCGUUUCCUGGCUGAUCUGCCACCGACCUCGGUCGUGAUCGUGUUUUUCAAUGAAGCCUGGUCGGUCGUACUUCGCACGGUACACUCGGUGUUAGACCGUUCCCCGGUGCAUCUCUUGCACGAAAUUGUGUUGGUCGAUGAUUGCUCCACCUUGCCAAACCUCAAAACCGAGCUGGACGAGUACUUUCGCCCGUACCCAAAGGUACGCAUCAUUCGAGCUCCGUCCCGGCUAGGCCUGAUACGAGCUAGAAUUUUCGGUGCCAAAAACACAACCUCCGAAGUGAUCACGUUUCUAGACGCGCACGUCGAGUGUACUGUAGGCUGGCUGGAAGCACUACUGGACGUGGUGGCUCGUAACUCAUCUACCAUCGCUCUUCCAGCGAUCGAUUGGAUCGAUGAGAAUAACAUGGCGCUGAUAGCGAACAAAUCGCACAUGUUUGUCGGCGCGUACGAUUGGGACCUUAACUUCGGCUGGUGGAGUCGCGGGUCGAUGAAGAAGAAGUACGAGAACAAGAUGGAACCGUUCGAUACGCCGGCCAUGGCUGGGGGUCUGUUUUCCAUCAAUAGAACGUUCUUCGAGCGCCUCGGCUGGUACGACGAAGGCUUCGACAUCUACGGAAUUGAGAACAUCGAACUUUCGAUAAAGAGCUGGAUGUGUGGCGGCAAAAUGGUCACAGUGCCAUGUUCGCGCGUGGCACACAUCCAGAAAGCCGGUCAUCCGUACCUUCGUGACCAAACGAAGGAUGUGGUACGAGCGAAUUCGAUUCGUUUAGCCGAGGUGUGGAUGGACGAGUACAAGCAGGUGAUCUUCGACAUCCAUGGCAUCCCACACUACCUAGAGGAGGAGUUUGGCCCCAUAGGUGAACGAAAGGCAAUCCGAGAGCGUGCCAAUUGUCGCACCUUCCGGUACUACAUCGAGAAUGCGUUUCCGGAAAUGCGCAGUCCAUUCACAAGUGGCGCUUUUCGUGGUGAAGUGCAUAACGUCCUUCUCGGCAACGAAAGCUGCCUGGAAUAUAGGCCCGAGGAUGGCUUUCUUGGCAUGGCAUCAUGUAAUGGCAAACAGAAGACACAAUAUUGGACGCAUAACUACUACCAGGAGGUGAACAGCUACCGACACUGCCUCGAUUUUACCGGCAACACCCUGGAGGUGAUUGGAUGCCAUCGAUCUCGCGGCAACCAGGCCUGGCGUAUGCUGACAUCAACGGGCCAGUUGCAGAGCAUAAAACACGAUCGAUGUCUCGAGCUAAAUACCUCGACAAACAGAACGCUCCAAAUGCAAAAGUGCGAUCCCGAGAAAGAAGCUCAAAAAUGGUCUGUUACCUUUGUCGAACUGGACGUGUCACCGUUUGCUAAAACACCUUGAGUAGUACUUUUGUGGCUUGCUGAUGAGUGGAACGCCAAGCGCUUGAAAACGAAAUCGUUCGAUAACUCCGAGCUUAUCGAAUCAGCCGGUGUCGCCACAAUCCCAAUCGGUUUAAUUGUGUUGAGGAGCGAUAAUACCCAGCACGGUUAUCGGAACCCUUUCCAAUGGCACCAUUGGCGGGCAAUCUAUUAGAAGGUAUGCUCAUCCUGUGAAAUACUACGUUCUCCACUACCAUGUUUGCAGUUGACUUAACAGUAUUGUACCGUAAGCGAACGUUCCAUUACCGUCUAUAGCGUGAAUGAACACGUGGAGUCUGCUUGAUAUGAACCAAGCUAGUGAGAGCCUUUACAUUUUCUCCCUAUCGAAAUCAUGACAGCCCACUUUAAGU
Molecule: messenger RNA, 2226 nt
Organism: Anopheles nili
Lineage: Eukaryota; Metazoa; Arthropoda; Insecta; Diptera; Culicidae
Product: putative polypeptide N-acetylgalactosaminyltransferase 9
Exons: 3
Coding region: 9-1838 (609 amino acids)
Cellular component (GO): Golgi apparatus
Source: RefSeq, a predicted model, not a curated record